Molecule: messenger RNA, 2075 nt
Organism: Danaus plexippus (monarch butterfly)
Lineage: Eukaryota; Metazoa; Arthropoda; Insecta; Lepidoptera; Nymphalidae
Product: zinc finger protein 470-like
Exons: 10
Coding region: 103-1794 (563 amino acids)
Biological process (GO): regulation of transcription by RNA polymerase II
Cellular component (GO): nucleus
Molecular function (GO): DNA-binding transcription factor activity, RNA polymerase II-specific; RNA polymerase II transcription regulatory region sequence-specific DNA binding
Source: RefSeq, a predicted model, not a curated record
CACACCCUACACGAAAAAAAAAAACCUCCAUUGACAUUUUGCUAAUGUCAAACAUGUUUACAAAUCAGAUGUAAACAAACGUGUUCAAAUAAAUUGUAAAUAAUGGACGAAAACACUGAAAUGAAAUUAAAAACAAUAUGUUGUGCAUGUUUGAGUGUUGAUAGAAAGCUCACGAAACUGUGCCGAGUCGAGGAUGGUGUAAAUAGUUUAUUCUUCCUACUUUCAUACAACUGCGAAGUUUUCGAAGAAAUAUUCAACAAGAGAGCAUCACUUUUAUCAAUAUGUUGGGAGUGUAAGGCUGUUAUAUAUAGACUGCAACAAUUCCGCAAACAAGUAAGCCUCGCCCAGAAACAACUGUCCGAGCUGACAGACGGAAGAGAUGUUAAAAAUUUCCACAGUCUAUCAAAAUUACAGUAUUUCCAUCAGGAUAAAUACAAUUUUAUUAUAGAAAAUAUAUCAAUGCCAGAAAAUUUUAUAGACUGUGGUCCUGACAUCAGUUUCUUGAAGACUGAAAGUGACACAGAUGAUAUACCGCUAGCAGAUUUAUAUUUAAAUAAUUGUAAAGAUAUACAACCUCCUCCGAACAAUAUUAACAUUGGCUGUAUAGAAAAUAAUACAGACAAUAAACAUGUUGGGUCUGGAUGUUCCAAAUAUGAAAUGACAGAAGAGGAAAUGUUGGAGAGUAUGAAAAAACAGAAAGAAAAUGAAUUUUACAUGAACAGUUCAAGCAAAUGUGAAUCUUGUGUGAGAGUUUUCAAGGACUAUAAAUGUUUGGAGCGACACAACUUGAAAUUACAUGUACAGAGACCGAAUCAUAUCCAGUGCGGCAUAUGUAAAGUGUACGUGAAACGAAGGGGUUUUAAACAGCACGAACAGAGUCACUAUACAAAACAUGUAUGUGAUAUCUGUCGGUUCGUUGCAUACAAAAUUGUCACAAUGAAUACACAUCUGAGGAACGAGCAUGGUGUUGAUGUUGAAUACAAAAAGGUAAGAAGGAAACCAAAUGAGUCUAAGACAUCGGACAAACAGACGGGGGGGUUUCUAUGUACAGAGUGCGACAAAUGGUUCGAGAACAAAAACAAAAGAUACAAACACACACAGAAGUGUCACAGAGACGGCUUCAAGUGCGGCUCCUGCGGGAAGAGGUUCGCCUUCAGGAACACGCUGACCAGGCACGAGAGGGUACAUUCCUCGCCACUGCCCAGGGAGCAGUGUCCCACGUGUGGGAAGCUCAUCCGCCAGGACCUGAUCAAAGCCCACGCUCACACACACACUCACAGACAGACCCAUGUGUGUGUCGCGUGUGAUAAACGCUUCAUAUCAAGGGCCUCGUACGAGAAUCACCUCAAGUAUGCCAAAUCACACGCCGUUGGAGACGUCUUGAAAUACAAAUGUCCUGAAUGCAAGAAAGGAUACAGAUCCCGUGGCGAGUUACGAGAUCACGUCAACUACCAACACAUGGGCAGGACCCUGCACAAAUGUCCCAUAUGCGACAAGGCCCUAGCGACCCGCAGGUGCAUAACCCGCCACGUCAAACGAGCGCAUCACGGGAUCAAAGAGAACGACAAGGACAAGAUAUGUCAGACGUGCGGGAAGACAUUCCGGGACAAUAAGUGUCUCCGGGAACACGAACUAAUCCAUACAGGCGAGAGACCGCUGUCCUGUGAUGUUUGUGGUCGGACGUUCAGACAGAGCGCGUCAUUAUACACACACAGACGGAGGGUCCAUCAUAUAGUGGCCGCUCAGAGGAUCGUCGUACACGAGGAGGGUUCGGAGAAAUUGAAACCGGUCUAGAAGGAGCUGUGUGUUUGCUAUCCAUUACACAUAGGUUUAUGAAGAAAUUUUUAAUAAAGAAUAUUGUUAUAUGAGUUCUGAACAAGGAAAUGAUGGUUUAAGACCAAUCGCUAAAGACUAUAACAAAACAAUAUUGUAUCCGUCGGCAGUUAUUCGGAUGAAUUGAUAACAAAAUCAUUUGCUCCAGUUUAGUCGUCAUGUGAAGCAAAUAAAUGUAUUGAUAAAGUUUGUAUAUGCACAAAAUAAAAUCAAUUGUUUUAAAUAAAAAACAUUCCAAACUA